Molecule: messenger RNA, 471 nt
Organism: Pelobates cultripes (western spadefoot toad)
Lineage: Eukaryota; Metazoa; Chordata; Amphibia; Anura; Pelobatidae
Source: the annotation of a GenBank genome assembly
AUGGGGGGCGGGCGGAAAUCAAAACAGGGCGCUGAAGUAGCUCCGAUAUUCCGGAGCCGCAAAGAUGGCGGCGCCACGCGGGAGGAAGAAGAAGGCCGCGAAUAUGAUUCUGACUCUGCAGCCAGCGACAGGAGCAGAACAAUGACAGCCACCCCCCUCACCAAAGAGGACCUCCGCCAGCUGCUAAGUGAAAUCAAGGCAAAUAUGGCUACAGAAUUUGACAGGCAUCUCACACCCAUCAGAGAAGGCCUGAUUGACUUAACCCACAGAACUUCUACUAUUGAGGAGCAACUGGACCGGACAGUUACACGCACAACAGCAACUGAAAAUGCCAUAACCGCCCUACAAGAACAGCUCCGCCAACUGGAGGAGGCACAAGAGGACCUGAAUAACCGGUCCCGCCGAAAUAACAUAAGGAUACGCGGAAUACCAGAAACAGUCACAUUGGAGGCACUGGGCCCAACGCUAUGA